Molecule: messenger RNA, 1059 nt
Organism: Closterium sp. NIES-65
Lineage: Eukaryota; Viridiplantae; Streptophyta; Zygnematophyceae; Desmidiales; Closteriaceae
Source: the annotation of a GenBank genome assembly
AUGCGGGGCAGGGCAGCACAGCGGGGCGCUUGGCAGGGCAGUGCGCAGGCUGGCAGGGCAGUGCGCAGGCGUGCAGGGCAGGGCAGCGCGCUGGCGUGCGGGGCAGGGCAGCGCGCUGGCGUGCGGGGCAGGGCAGCGUGGCACGCCCCUGGCCAGGGCAACGCGCAGGCGAGUAGGGCAGGGCAGCGUGCUGGCGUGCGGGAUAGGCCAGUGCAGCGGGGCGCUGGGCAGGGCAGCGUGCAGGCGAGCAAGGCAGGGCAGCGCGCUGGCGUGCGGGGCAAGGCAGUGCAGCGGGGCGCUGGGCAGGGCAGUGUGCACGCGCAGGCGUGCAGGGCAGGGCAGCGCGCUGGUGUGCGGGGCAGGGCAGCGUGGCAGGCCCCUGACCAGGGCAACGUGCAGGCGAGUAGGGCAGGGCAGCGCGCUAGCGUGCGGGAUAGGGCAGUGCAGCAGGGCGCUGGGCAGGGCAGGGCAACGCGCUGGCGUGUGGGGCAGGGCAGUGCAGCGGGGCGCUGGGCAGGGCAGCGCGCAGUCUUGCAGGGCAGGGCAGCGCGCUGGCGUGCCGAGCAGGGCAGCACGGCGGGGGUGCUGGGCAGGGCAGUGCGCAGGUGUGCAGGGCACGGCAGCACGCCGGGGCGCUGGGCAGGGCAGCGCGCACGCGUGCGGGCAGGGCAGCAAGGUAGGCCCCUGGCCAGGGCAGCGCGCAGGCGAGUAGGGGAGGGCAGCGCGCUGGCGUGCGAAACAGGGCAGAGCAGCGGGGCGCUGGGCAGGGCAGCGCGCAGGCUUGCAGGGCAGGGCAGCGCGCUGGCGUGCGGGGCAGGGCAGCGCGGCGGGGAGCUGGGCAGGGCAGUGCGCAGCUGUGCAUGGCACGGUAGCGCGCUGGGGCGCUGGGCAGGGCAGCGCGCAGGCGUGCAGGGAAGGGCAACGCGCUGGCGUGCGGGGCAGGGCGGCACUGCGCAGAGAAGUGACGCGCAAUGGGCAGCAAAAGAGAGGGGGGGGGGGGGAGGGGGGGGGGGGGAGGUGGGUGUGGAGGGGGGGGGGGGGGAGGACGACGGGCAGUAA